GUUUGGAACUGGGUGGAAAUCCUGGAGAUGGAUCUCUUAGGAGACUGUCUUCCAAUUGGGUUAGAUGCACAGGAGCGAUGGAUCGCCCCAGCUACCUGGAAGAGGACUAUUCUAGCCUGGAUGGGCUGGACGAUGACGUGUUUCACUCUGAUGACUUUGGACUUGCAGGUCAGCCUGGUGAGAUGACUGCAACUGGCAUUUUCACACAGAACCAGUCCUACAGCUGCCUUCUGGGGAGGUUUCAACUAUUCCCCCUCACACACUGCUGUGGUCCCGGUAUCAGGCAUCCCGAGCAGCAGGACAAGGCAACUCAAACACUCAGCCCGUCCUCUUCCAGUCAGGAUGUUAUGUUGCCUUGUGGAGUCACUGAAGAGCCUCGGAGACUCUUCUAUGGGAAUGCUGGUUACCGUUUACAUGUCCCUCCAGUUGGCUUUCCAUUGGAUCCACACCUCCAAGAAGAGCCUCAGGAAGGUCAGCGGGAAGCGCGUGCCGAGGUGCAGAUUGCACGGAAGUUGCAGUGCAUUGCGGACCAGUUCCACCGGCUCCACAUACAGAGGCAUCAGCAGAACAGAAAUCAAGUGUGGUGGCAGCUUUUUCUCUUCCUACACAACUUGGCCUUAAACGCGGAGGCGAACAGGAACCACACUGGGCAGAGGUGAGCUUCACCCGCCUGUUUCAGGCCGCAUCCAGUCUGCAGGGAGCACUGAACAAACACUGGUUCGGGGGCAAGACAUUGCACACCGCCGGCCGGAUGUGAGGACUCUGCAUUUCUGAUACUCGUCUUCAAGUUUGGGGGUUUUUACGGACUCUUCUUUGCUGCUGCCUGCCUCGCGAGGCAGGGAGCUCUUGUCCAACACUGUUGAAGGAAAGCCAGAAUGUGGGUGUGUUUGGUAAAGCUUGCUGCUGGUUCCCCGUGCCGGUGACCUCUGUGCAAGGGAGGCAGGUGUUAGAUGAACGGCUUCCUCUGCCCCCUGUGUUAGUCAACAGUAGAGCGCAGGAGUGUCAUUUUGGCUGCUAGUUAGAAAUGAUGUCUGGGAUGGGUGACUCUAAACGUACCUUGGGUAUCUUCCAGAGCAGAGAUGCUUGAUUCCUCCACAAAGAAAGUUCUUUUUAGCAAUGAAAACAUUCAAGUAGCUUACAUCCAGCAGGUUACUUGUUUUCUGCAUGUG
Molecule: messenger RNA, 1169 nt
Organism: Mesitornis unicolor (brown roatelo)
Lineage: Eukaryota; Metazoa; Chordata; Aves; Mesitornithiformes; Mesitornithidae
Gene: BMF
Product: Bcl2 modifying factor
Exons: 4
Coding region: 78-659 (193 amino acids)
Biological process (GO): negative regulation of autophagy; positive regulation of apoptotic process; apoptotic process
Cellular component (GO): myosin complex
Source: RefSeq, a predicted model, not a curated record